Messenger RNA from [Candida] anglica, 2314 nucleotides. NCBI's taxonomy places the organism in Eukaryota, Fungi, Ascomycota, Pichiomycetes, Serinales, Debaryomycetaceae. The record is from the annotation of a GenBank genome assembly.
CCAUUCAUUACCAGGCAGUGUGGAAGUAGAUUUGUUCCUCCAGACUUACCACCUCGUGCCCCUUCCCCUCCCCACCCCCCGGUACGAACUUCUUGUUAGUGGACAACAUCAUUUUUACAGCAAUAUAAUCGGUGGACCGUCAAUCUGAACGAAGCACAUACGUCCUGUAUACACACUUUGCUUUUUCCUGCAUCCAGAAGAAAGACCGACCCAGAAAAUUCACGCGAUCAACGAAAAAUUCCGACGCCCCCAUUGUUAAUUAAAGGGAAAUUCGUCAUUGAUUGUUUUACAAAGAAAUUAAUCCUAUUUAAUUUUUUUUCCCUCUCUCUCAACAGGAUUGAACUUGAGAUAGUGGCACUGGGCAACUCGACAAACCUAUUGACCCUGUUCCCACAUCAACGCAUUUUGAAACAGCUGCUCGGGCCGCCCAAACUCCCCCUACUUUUUCGCCUUUCUCACAAUCAAAGACAAUACAAAAAAAGAUUGAAUCAAUUUGUGGACGAAGGACAAAAAAAAAUUUAAAACUAUAAUAAAAUUCCCAAGCACAGACACAAAAAAAAAAUAGACAAGGACUCUUAACUUAAUUAUGUCAACUAGAGCUCAAUCAAACACGGCUGCAUUAGCAGCAGCAGCAGCUCAUAAUCCAAAUUCCAAUGCAUCAUCAAAUCUGAAUAAUUCAGUGGUUGGACUUCAUUAUAAAAUUGGUAAGAAAAUUGGAGAAGGAUCAUUUGGUGUGAUUUUUGAAGGUACAAAUAUAAUAAAUGGAGUACCAGUUGCCAUUAAAUUCGAACCAAGAAAGACGGAAGCCCCACAAUUAAGAGAUGAAUACCGUACUUAUAAACAUUUACAAGGUAGUGAGGGAAUUCCAAAUGCUUACUAUUUUGGUCAAGAAGGAUUACAUAACAUUUUAGUGAUUGACCUUUUAGGACCAUCUUUGGAAGAUUUAUUUGAUUGGUGUGGACGUAGAUUUUCCGUUAAAACGGUGGUUCAAAUUGCCAUUCAAAUGUUAUCUUUGAUUGAAGAAGUUCAUCGUCAUGAUUUAAUCUAUAGAGAUAUCAAACCAGAUAAUUUUUUGAUUGGUAGACAAUCAUUACCCGAUGAAAAUAACGUUCAUUUGGUGGAUUUUGGUAUGGCUAAGCAAUAUAGAGAUCCAAGAACAAAGCAACAUAUUCCAUAUAGAGAAAAGAAAUCUUUGAGUGGUACUGCUAGAUAUAUGUCGAUUAAUACUCAUUUAGGACGUGAACAACUGAGAAGAGAUGAUUUAGAAGCGUUGGGACAUGUGUUUUUCUACUUUUUAAGAGGUCAAUUACCAUGGCAAGGAUUAAAGGCACCAACAAAUAAACAAAAAUAUGAAAAGAUUGGUGAUAAGAAAAGAACCACACCAGCAGCAACACUUUGUGAUGGAUUACCAAGACAAUUUGCUGAAUAUUUGGAUCUGGUUAGAUCAUUACCAUUUGAUGCAGAACCAGCAUAUGAAGAAUAUAGAAUGCUUUUCUUGUCUAUAUUGGAUGAUUUGGGAGAAAGAUGUGAUGGAGAUUAUGAUUGGUUACAUUUGAAUGGGGGUAAAGGAUGGGAUUCAUCAAUUAAUAAGAAACCAAACUUGCAUGGAUACGGACAUCCUAACCCACCAAAUGAAAGAGAUAGACGUCAUAGAGAUCAAAGAAGAAGUAGACAACAUCAACAUCAACAACAACAAGCACAACAAUUGGGUGGAGGAUCUGCCAAUGUUACAGGACCAAAUGGAACCACUGGAGGUAUUGCAAGUGGAGGAAUCAGUCAACAACAUUUGCAACAACAACAGCUUUCCGCGGCUCAAUUGCAUCAACAAAAGUUACAACAUCUUGUUAAUAGACCAUUACCACCUAUCAAGCAGGAAAGUCAACCUGGAGGAGGUGCCGGGAACCAUCCUGAUCUUAUGGCUACACAACUGGGCCAUGGUGGCAAGGUUUCUGCAACCAAUAAAUAUGAUGCUUCACCUGCCAUUAUGACUAGAAACCAACAAUAUGAACAACAACAAAGAGUUGAUGAACGAGAAGAAAAGGGAUUCUGGGCAAAGAUGUGUUGUCAAUAAGCAAUGAAGUAAAUUUCUAUUUCACCUCAUCAUUUUUCUUGCAACCGUUCAAUUUCAAUUUCCCAUCAUUUUUUCUGUCUUGCAAUUCCAUUUGGAUUUGUUAUUAUUGUUAUAUACUCUCUAUUAUUCUAUGUUGUUUCCAAUGGAUCUGGUUGUCCAAAAGUUUAGGAAACUAAUUUCUUCUUAAAAUUUAAAAAAAAGUACUGAAAGUUUAAUAUAAAGACCUCAAUUAUAGACAUUGUA